AUGGAGCCUCUCGAGGCUCCACUUCGAGAGUUUUGGAAUCUGCAGGCUUUCUUGGGGAAGUCGGGGGCUAGCCGUGCCACUGCAGGUGCAGGCAUGCUCGUAGAUGCUGCUGCCGAGGAUGCGAUUGAGGACCCCAAUGGCCCCGAUGCUGAGGGAGGUGCUGCUCUUGUGCAGGUGAACCCCGCCGAGCUUGCAGAACAUGCUCAUGCAUCUGCGCGGGCCAAGAGAUUCGAUCUUGCCGUUAGGGAUGCCAACGUUUGGGAUUACAUGUCCAUGCUUCGUGCUUUGAUGAAAAUUCCUGAUGAGCUGCUGCAGUGGUUCCAGACAUGUCCUUGUCACGUCUCGGGGGUACAUCCUGAGCAUCCUUUGUCAGGUCACUCUUGUGUCCUGAAAGGCAGACGAGGACCAGAGAUGGCAUGUGGCUUCCUACAGCAGUUCGUGGGCAGCAAGUUGGACUGUGCCGACAGAUUGUUUGCUCCACAAUCAACUCUGUUCAACGAAUAUGUUGCUGGGUUGCAGCAUCUCAGCUUCAUGUUGCAACUAAAGUUUGCCCAUUGGACUUGUUUGCCAUACUCCUUGCUAGGGCUGGCCCAUCCUAAUGAGAGUCAGGCGCGAGCCGCCGCUCGCCGUAUUCUUGCUGAGUGGGAGAACAUGCCCGAUGAUGCCAAACAAGGGGCCCAUGUGCUUUGCAAGUCUUUCUUGUCUGAGAGUGGUCGCAUCAGGAGUUCGAUUUUGUGUUUUGUUCAGGGAGCUUCCAGAAAUGAUGUACGUUGCCUCCCUUGGUGCUCGCAAAUUGCACGCUUGGCUUUCCUUCCGUUGUUGGAGAGAAGCAUCGAGGGUCGUCAUGCUGUCGUGAAACGAGCUACUGAUCGAGCCGCUCACCAUUCCGGUGCUUAUGUGUCCAGUGCUCUUCGUUUGCCAGCUCUCUUGAAACAAGUGCAGAAGCAACCUGAAAUUUUGUUGCAGUUGGCGAAUAGUUUCAGCAAGGUCAGACUCCCGUUUUUUGUGUUGACCCAUCUUGGUCUUCAGAAGUCUCCGGCUGUCUUGAAGUUGCAAGAUCUUCCUGAUGAUCAAAGAAAGAAUGCGAUGAGAUCUUUUGGCUUUGCUGACCGAGUGAUGUUCAGACUGGAUGCGGCUUCGCAGUACACAGACUGGGAGGAUGUUUUCCUGGUUCCAGGCAGAAAAAAACGCAAUCCAAACAGGCUGCCGCUGCAUGACGCAGCUUCCAACGAGCUCCAGCGGCAUUUGGCUUUGGAACACUUCCGUGCAGUCUGCUCUGACAAAUCAUUUAGUGCUUCCUACUAUGCUGCUGUUCUCCCUCUUGCUGCCGAUGCCGGGGGAGCGGAAAGUGAGUUUCCAUUUCGUGAAAUGUGCACGGCCUUGUCAGCAGCACCGGGUGUGGAUGCAGUCAUGGACGGUUCUGGAGAGAUUGCUUGUUUUGAACCUGACACAAGUGCCGAGACCCCUGCUGGGUCAUUCUUGCAGCAGCGUGUUUCUCAGGAUUUGACUUCGGAAGAAGCAGAGAGGGAUCAUCGUUGUGUCUUGUUCAAGGUGCAGCAUUGGAGACCUAGCCUUUUGAAACAGGUCAAGGGAGCGUGCAUGACGUCUUUGCAAGCAGCAGAUUUGGCGGUCACGUUGUAUCCUUUGUCGGAUGUAGUUGCCACUGAGUCAGAAAAAGUCUUGGGCACGACAGGUGUUCCUCGUGGCUCCGGCGAGUCCCUCACAAGGGCCACAGCGCUUGUAAAUGAGGCUCUAUUUCGAUACAAAGUCUUCCGGUUCCAAGAUGCUUCUGAUGUGCACUUCACUUGGCAGGGCCAGCUGCUGCCGGGCUUAAACAAUGAAGCUAUGGACAAAGUUGUCACAGAUCUCAUGUGUGCAGAUGCAACUCCAGAGUCCGGUCGGGUCUUUUCUCUGCCUCCUCCCAGACGUUCUCACAAGAAACAAGCAGGUGCUGCAGAUGGGGUCUUGAAGCAGAUGACUGAGCGGGGUUGGCUUGUAUUUACCGGUGCAGGUUGGGCUCUGUCAGUGGAAGGGAUGCGCUGGGUGAAGCCUCGAGUUGCCCUCGCAAAGCCAGUUUCUGUCCUGCAACUGCGAAUGCUGGACAGCAGAGCUGAGUGGACGAGGUUCGAGUGCAUGCAAUUCCUGCUUGACCAAGGCUGGGUAGCUCUCCUUUUUCCUGCCAAGGCAAAACGAGGUCGGCCGCUCACUCUCCAGUUGGCCAUGCCUGAAGAGGAUGUCGACCUUGCCCCCGAGGACGGCAGUCGGCUAGGGUGCACGUGGUACUUCAAGGCAUCUGCUCCGAUGGUCUCGAGAGACUAUCUUCAGGCAAUGGUCGCAGUCCAGGAACAUCGUCAGGACUUGUUGGCUCUUGGCCUUGAGCAUGUUCGGCAUGAUGCACCAGUGAAAUAUUUUCAGUGUUUGAUUAGAUUGUCCCUGGGGCUCGACACUUUGGAGAACUUGAAAGCCCUGGAACCCACUGCGAAACGAAAGCGUGUGACAGCUUUUGACUCUCAGUUCGAAGCCCUUGAGCCUGUGCCAGACCAACCCUGUGUUGCAUUGCAAGACUCAGCGGCUGCCGCUGCCGUUGAACAUGAAGCAUCCAGCCCAGACGGGGUGGCUUCGCAGCAUGAGGUUGGUGGGCCACCUGGUGGGGGUGCUCUAGACGAUGACGACAUGGACGAACUAAUGGGUUUUUUUGACGACGAUGUCUUUGAAGAGCCUGAGCCUGCUGCUGUGAGCAGUGCAGCAGACAUUUUGUCUCCGGCUUACAAUGAAGAUGCACCUCGUCAUGCUGAGGAGGUGGGAGGUCCCGAUGCCUUGGUCCCUCCCCCGCCACCCCCGUCAGCCGCCGCCAAAGCCGCGCCGGCCAGAGGCAAGGAGCGAAGCAGACACGAGAAGACGCAUUCUUGGGGUGCAUUUCUGAUCACGUACAAGGUUCAAUCCGCCGGCACUGCUAAGGAAUCUCAUGCUUGGCAGGCUACAUGUCCUAAGCCGGAACACAAUCCGAACAAGCGAACAAAGUGCACCAAAACCAUGUCGUUCAAGGCUGGGGACCGUGCAGCAGAGCUGAGCACGCUUUGGAGGGUGCGGCAUUGGUGUAACAGCUGUCAUCUCUUCGAUGACAAAAUUGAGCACCAGGCAUAUCAUCCCCAGCUAGAGGAGCUGCCAGAGGAGAGUGCCAUAGAAUCGUGCAGGGUGGAUGAUUUCUUGCCGGCGGCGGCAGUCCCAGCUGCCGCACCUGCCGCGGCUGCACCGGGCGCAGCAGAGUCUUCGCAUGCUCCUGACGUGUCGGAUUCAGAGUCGGCGUCAUCGUCUGAUUCGUCUUCGUCGUCGUCCUCAUCUUCUAGCUAG
This is a messenger RNA of Symbiodinium necroappetens, 3351 nucleotides long. NCBI's taxonomy places the organism in Eukaryota, Dinophyceae, Suessiales, Symbiodiniaceae. The record is from the annotation of a GenBank genome assembly.